AUGCACUGUGUAGAGGAACUCACGGCCCUUGAGCUGCAUCAGUGCCAGAAUGGUCAUGGCAUACAGCUGGCUAACAGGAAAGCAAACUUUAGACUGAUAGGGGUCGGAAAGCCAGAUGAAGAUGGAUUCGAUUCGAUAGUGUCCGAAAAGUUCGACGCCUGUCGAAUGCGCCUAGCGGAAGAACUCGAGAACUCUGUGCUCGUUGUCCCAGAUCGCUGA
This is a messenger RNA of Penicillium mononematosum, 219 nucleotides long. RefSeq lists its product as uncharacterized. The record is from RefSeq and is a predicted model, not a curated record. The transcript has a single exon. NCBI's taxonomy places the organism in Eukaryota, Fungi, Ascomycota, Eurotiomycetes, Eurotiales, Aspergillaceae. The coding region runs from base 1 to 219 and encodes 72 amino acids.